AAUCGUCGCAGCAGGCAGGCAGUAGCGCCACUUAUUUCUGCUGAAUGUUCCGCUCGUUUCUCGUCGCAAGUAACGGUUAGGUAAAAAAAGAUAUUGGGUACUGUGGCAUAGUUUUAACUCGUGAAAAAGUGCAUUUAGCGUUGUUCGAAGCAGGGAUAAUAUUAUAUUUUAUAUGAUCAAACGGAAAGAUAUCGAAUUGUGAAAUUUAUCAGAGAGGUGUGACAAGAAAAUCCGGACGAGUGGCGCGUCUGUGCAAACGGCUCUCUUCGGUCGCAUGACGUAAUUGUAUUGAUCGCGGAAGAAGAGCCGAAAGUCGCGCAUUCGCCAUCUUGGACGAAUUGUGGAAAAGAACUUUCUGUGUCUCGCAGGCGCGGUACGCUUGUAAUAAUUGUAAUCCGCGGCGAUCCGGACAUUAAUUAAUUUAACUGGGAAUUAACCCUUUUGUGAAUUAGAAACCCAUUUGGACGGACCAAGACAAAGGGUUCGUUCUUUGGGUCUGAUUGGUACUAAAUGGUUGCCUGCAGACAGCAUGUCUACUCUGUCAGGGCUCGUGUCGAAGGGGGAGAAAGGAAAAUCCAAAUUCCAAUCAUUAGACAUCAAUAGCUUGUACCGGGUGAGUAGGGGAGAAUCUUUAGAACAACAUCAGCAAAAAAACACAUUACCACGCAAACAUGGAAUGCAAAGUCUUGGGAAAGUGCCCUCGGCACGACGACCUCCUGCUAAUCUGCCUAGUUUAAAAAGUGAACAUAGCAGUAACGAUCCGGCUGUCAGUCUUGUACCAAGCGGAGGAAGCGGUUGGGCUACUACUAAAGAGUCGACUACUGCCAUCACUACUGCUACAACUACUACAGCUGCAACUGCAUCAGAUACAUCCACGUCAAAUUCUUCAACCACACAAUGUGUAACCGGAACUGUCACAGCAACAUCAUUACAUUCAUUACUCCCAGGACAACAAAAUACUUCACCGACUUCAUACUCGACAGAUGCGAACAACAAAUCAACAUGGAGUGCAAUAAUGAGCAGAUCUGGAGACGGUAUUGCAUCAGGAGGCCAACAACAAUCACAACAGCAGCAGCAACAGCAGCAACAAACAGGAAAUCGGGAGUUGAACGCGCAGUACGGACCUGGACCGAGUUUGCGGCCCCAAACGGAAGGAAGUUGGAUACAAGGUGGAAGUCGCACGGCCAGUGGUGCGGUAAUAGGAGCAGCUGGUUCCGGAAGUGGGAGUUCAGGGGUCCAGGCCCCCCCUCUGAACAUCGCUGGAUCGGGAGGACACACCGACAUACCUGGUGGCGGGCGACAGAACUUGGCCCAGUCUCCCAACAUGGGCAUGGUCCCGGCAGGCCCUCAUAAUUCUUCAAACAAUCAGAACGCUCUGAGUUCUAGUUCUCAUCAAGUUGGUCCAAAUCUACAUCAUUACAGAGGACUUAUACCUCCAUUUAUGUACAGAGGAAAUUUUGCCGGUGGAUUUUCUCCACAAUUCCCGCCAAACGCUAAUUCUGCCGGGCCUAGACCCCGGUUCAAUUAUUCCGCGGAACGAUUCCCUGCCCCGGCUGUACGUCAACAAGAACGCGAACGUGUUCCCGAUGAAGAAAUUAUCACACGCCCAAUUAUUAAAGAGGAAGAUCUUACUCGUAUGGACGAUAUCUCUCGCGACGCUGGAUGGGCGGCGCACGACGACAUCGAUUACAAUCAGAAGCUUGCCUUUAGCGACGACGAACCUGAUCUUGAUUCAUCGAAGAAAGAUGAAAAGCGGGACAGCAAGGAGGAGAAAAAUGAAGAAAAUUCUGUAGAAGAGAGGGAGAAGACAAGAGAUAACCGCGAAAACCGUGAUGGCCGCGAUAAUCACGAUAAUCGAGAUUUGAAGGAAUCCCGAGAUCAAACGACUCAUCGUCCAUGGAUUCAGAGCUCCUUACCCAGAGAUUAUCGUGGUUCCAACGGAGCUAACAAUUACAGCGGUCAAUCGCAACUGCAUGCAGUGCAUCCCUUGAGAGGCGUAGAAGAUGACGAGGCGUGGAACGAGCGACGCAGACUUAAGGUGGUUGAAGUCGCGUCUGCUGUAGAGCGUGCUCGGCAACGUAAAGAGGAAGAAGAAAAACGGUAUCAGGAAUCAGCUAGACAAGCGGCAGCUAAGAAAUUACAGGACUUAGAACAGAAAUUGAAGGAGAAACAAGCAAACGAAUCGAAAAGCUUGAUAAGUGUUCCACCAGUGCCAAUUUCCGUACCCGAUUGGGAACGUGACAGAGAAAGUAGGGAACGGGAGAACAGAGACCGCGAACGAUCUGAAGGAAAGGACGAGAAGUCUUUAACGCGUGAAUCACGUGAGCCUAGGGACGGUCCGAAAGACGGCAGAGAUUCACGUGAUCAGCUGAUGUCGGAUUUCCGGCAACCAGAGCGACAAGGUUUCGCAAGGCAACCGGAUAGCAUUCGCAGCGACCGGGACAGAGAACGAGACCGCGAACGCGAUCAAAGGGAAACUAGAGAUCGUGAACUGCACGCUACGUUUUCUCGACAAUUUCAAAACAAUCUGCCGCCUCGGUUUCAAAAACAACAGGCAGAAAAAAUCAAUGCCGGUCUUAACCGGAUUUCUCCUAGUACCGAAAGAUCAUCUUUUCAAUCGGUUCCAUUCUCCCAGCAAUACGAUCCUGGUAGAUGGGUUUCUAGCCACGGCUCUUUAAAUAGCAACCUGAAAGCAUCAUCGCAUAGCGCUCCGUCGCAACGUCGGACCAGAACCGAUUCAGACAUUUCUACUUCGAUGGAUGAUGAGCGACCUCCGUCUCGAGAUUACCGCGGUAGCUUACUUCGGGACGAUCGAUACCGUCAUUCCUCGCACCGAUCAUACGAGACACGCAAGUCGGCCGGUUACUACGACGAGUACAAUCGCAACUGCCGAGAUCACGAAUACGAUGAUAGACAUUCCCGUGAUUCUUGGGAACGUGAACGAUACUUCGACGAUAACAAAGAUCGAGACUCGAAGGAUGGCGUGGAAUCGAGAGAUAUCAGAGAUACUCGGGAUAUCCGUGAUAAUCGUACCAACAGGGACACGAGAGACUCGAGAGAAACUCGAGAAAGAGAUAACAAAGACAAAAAGGACUAUGAUAAUUAUUUGAAGGACACGUUUGACGAGCGCAACCGGGAGCGCGAUCGUGAGCGUGAACGCGACCGUGACCGCGAUCGUGACCGUGAUCGUGAACGCGAUCGUGAGCGUGACCGUGAGCGCGAUCGCGACCGCGACCGUGACCGUGAUCGCGAACGUGAUCGUGAACGGGAUCGCGACCGGGAUCGUGAUCGCGAACGAGAUCGGGACCGCGAUCAAAGAGAAAGAUCUGAGAGCAGUGAGUGGCGUGAAGAACGUAUCAUGCAAGACAGAAUGAUCGAUAACCGUCGCGAUGCACAGAGGGAGGAACGUAUGGAACGCGGCGAGCGUCCGCAGAGACCGGAUUCUCGCGACAGUCGUGCCUCGCGGGAAUCGAAGACAUCUUUGCGCGACGACGAUUCACACAAAUUGCGGGAUUGCAGUUCCUGGGUGAACGAGGUCACCGAUUACGAGGAAAGCAAACGCGAUACGUAUCACGAGGAGAUUCGUGAACGAGAGAGAGAUAGGCGACAACCUAUGGGUCCUGUAACCAAGGAGAGAAUCGAGGCCGACGAGUUGAAAAGUGAAAAGCGCAACUUGACCCAAUUGAAACGGGCAAGUUCCGAUCAAGAAAAGAAGGAUCAGGCGAAGGAGGCUACCUCGGAGGCAAAGAAGGAAGCGGACGUUUGGAAUAGAAAAGUCGAUCGCGUUAGCGACAGUACACGGGCAAUCGAGAGGGGCGAUAAUUCUCCAAAAGCAUGGGCGGAUGCCGUUUCGCCGACGUUUGAAAAGGAAGAGGAGAAAGCUUUGGAACCUGCCAAGGGCGAAAAGGAUUCAGAAGACUUGAAACAAAGUUUCGAUAAAUUAAGUCUUGACAAAAGAGAGGAAACGCUGAGCGAGGAUGCGACUGCGGGAGAACAGUUGAGUGAUGAUAAACGAGAGAAAAAUAUACGGAACAGAACUAGCAGCGGCAGCUCGAACUCGAGGGUACGCGAGCCUCGAGGUGGGCGUCAAUGGGGCGGAAGUACGUACAGUGUGUAUAGAGGCUGGCGAGGUCCCGAAUCAAGAGGACGACGAAACGGGCCUAGAACCUCUGCUAGACCAGCGUCCGCUAGAAGUGGUUCGUACGCGCACACCGAUUCAGAAAAUAGUGCCGAUGAAGUAUCCGGUUCUACUGAAUCUGGUAAGGAAGAAAAGAAAUCGGCCAGAUCGCCGAAGCCCGGUCAGAAAGCGGAGAAAGAAGAACGGAAUCGGGAAGCAGCCGUGUCUUCUCGUGACGAUAAACGCUCCGAUCAUUCUCAGUCGCAACGCAGCGACAAGCGAACUUACGAUAGCAAAUUGGGCCGCGAAGGCUUCGCUCCAUCGGGAGAACCGUCGCGCCGUGGUCGAGGUAGCAGUUUUCGAAUUCGAAGCACAGCUACCACAGGUAGCCGCAUGGAGGGAUAUGGACCACCGUCCAGUAAAAGUCCAUUCUCCUCAGAACGCAGUAUUGAUGAAAAACAAAGUUCUACACGACAGAACCCUCCGACGCCUACUCCGGAGAAAGAGUCAAACGUUUUACUACCGUCGCAAAUCGAAUCAACCGAUGAUAAAAUCAUCGCUAAACAACAAGCGCUUACUGCUGGUAUAACAGGAAAACGUGCCAAAUCUCCGAACCAACAAUCCCAACAGGCGCAACAGUCUUGCAACAAGCAGGAUGCAAAUCAUGCGAGUAGCGCUACUUCUUCUCAAAAGGUGCAGACUUCAAGAAAAGAGGAAUCACGCUCCAAACGAACUCGUAGUGGAAGUAGAAGGGGCAGAGACAAUCGCGAGUUGCGUUAUCGCGGCAGCAGUAGCAACGUAUCGAAGCAAGCCUCCUCGGAUGUGGGAAAUGAGGAUUGGGAAACCGUGUCCGAGAAAAGCGAGGGUCACGUGGAGGAACACAAAGAGACGCGCAUCAGUCGCAACAAACAGUUUUCUACACGUUCCAACACAGGCAGUGGUCCGAACGCCGUGGCUUCGAACGUGCACUCGCGUAGAAACGAACAGACAGGCAAUAACCGCGAUCAACGUGAAAAGAACGUAAAGUCUUCCAGUACAACCUCUCGAGCCCCCGGCGCUGAGAAACGGAAUUUACAAAGUUCAGGUUUUGUUAAUCAAAAGAAUCAUUCGAGCAGCAUUCCGCCAUUAAUGCAGACUGCUCAAGUGCAGAACGGGAGGUCGAGAAAUCAAACUUCUGGCAAUAAUUCAACGAGUCUGAGCAAAUCGACCGUAAAGGAUAGUACAGUUAAUCGUGUGGAUGAAUUGAAGUUGAGCGAUCCGAAUUUAGUUAAUCAAACUCUUAAUGACAUUAACAAGAAAGUCCAGGGAAAGGAAAAGAAGGCAGCCAUCGACUGCGAAAUAGAAGCGAGCAAUUGCACGGAGGAUGGGCCGAACGUCGUUGAAGAUAAGGUUGACUCCGAUGGUUUCCAAGAAGUGCGCUCGAAGAAGAAUGUAAAGGAUUCGAGACACGGCCAAAAAGAGGAAACGAAAUCCGUGAAACGUGAAAAGGACAAGGACAGAGAACGCGAUCAUUCGAAAUCGAAAACAAACGGUGGUUCACAACAGUCUACUACUUUGCAGCAACAGAUCCAGAAUAUACCGCCGUUGCUUGGACAAACCAUUCCACAACCUUCGAACAUGCAGAAACAAUACGACAGUAGGACUUCGAGAAGUCAGAAGCUCGCACCCAGAUUCCAAAAGCAACGCUUAGCGAAACAGCAACAACAACAACAGCAGCAGCAAAUGUGCGUGUCAGAACAAAACGAUUCAAAUAAGAUGAACAGUUCAUCGAAUAGCUACGCAAAGGACUCAUCGAGCGGUCCCGCUCCACCACCUUCCGUCAACGCUUGGGACAAACCGUUCACGAGUCAAUUACGAUCGAAUUCACCGUCGACUGUUCCUACCGAUAUCCAAUUAAUAGCUGGUCUGUCGACGCAGAACGAUCAUAGUCACGUUCAUAAUCACGAGGUUAACGAUCAAACCAAUUCUGGCAGUAGCAGCCAGCGAAACUCUCCGAACGGUGAAAAGAACGCUGGUAAGAGUCUGAAAGAUCAACUGAUAGAGAAAACUUCGGUCUCUGACGUCUCUUCGCCUCCGGUGCAAACAUUGAUCUUCGAGAAUACAAAUUACUCGAAAACUACCAAGGCUGGGCCCUCUGAUUUGGCAGUGAAGAAUAAAUUCUCUAAUCAUAUCAAGACUCAACAACAACGCGUCGAGAAACGCGCGGAUUUAGAGGAAGAUAAUAAUGCCGCUGCUAUGCAGCAACAGCAGCAGCAACAAAGUCUGCCUGUAGCGUUUUCGAACAAACCGAACGAUCUAAUAAAAGAUAAAAGCCAGGAGCCGAUUCAAAUGCCGCUGUCGUUCAACAAGAACGAGGACAACGCCGAUAUGAAAUUAGACUUCACGUUUGAUUCCGAUCUGUCGCAGCUGACUGAGGACAAAAACAAAAGCCUAGGAAUGACUCGGUCGAUGCAUAUAGCUACUGGGCAGAACACUAUUUCUCCUUCUGCAGCGGAGCUCAAUCUGAAAAUCGCCUCGGUAAAGAAAGUAUGGGAGAAUGCGCCUCCCAUGCCAACCGUAGUCGAGCACGAAGAUGGCAAUGUCGUCACUAGCGCGAACACUUUCCCUCAACCGUUCGAAAGUACUGAUGUUGAUGACAGUUACAGCCCCCAUCAACAGUACAAUCAAACUAACAUGAAAAACGAAAUAACUACUUCUACGAACGUGUGCAAGCUGGUUCCCCCGCAGGUGAAGCCGCAGCAACAAUCUUCGGGAAGCAGUAGUGGCCAAUCUGGCUCGACCGUCCCUGGACCGAGUCCCAUCGGGGCAGGUCAGAGUCCUAUCGGACAUCCUCCUGUUAGCCUGCAAGGACCGUUAAGUCCACCACCCUUUAACUCCACUGGACAACCCUCUCAUAUCAAUUAUCAGGAAUUCCCUCAGUAUCCCGGCUCUCAAGCUGCGCAGUACGGCAGUAUGUCUGCCAUACCGUCUCCACCAGCUGUAUUAUUCAACACUGGUUCUGGUCAACUACCAGCCCAGGCGGGAGGUUUAUACGGAGCAUUUCAGCUGGAUCAAAGUCGAUCGGCUUUCACGCAAUAUCCGCCGUAUGCGCCGUCUCUCCAGAAUUCGUUCAGUCAGCAAAACGUCUACCUGCAACAACCUCCGCCUCCUCCACCGCACGCGCCUAACGCGCCUACGCCGGACAUGUAUCAAAGCAAUCUCUCGCAAUAUCGAAUCACCGCAGCCGCCGCCCCGCCCUUUGGCCAGAAUCAGCAGUUGAGCAACAAUCCCAACACGGUUCUGAUUAGUUCCUCUUCGAACUCUUUGAUGUCAGCCAGCGUGAAACCAUCAUCUCAACCUAUCGGCGCUAUCGGAACCAAAGCUCCGCAUUUUCAAGCACCGUCUGCUCCCCAACCAAACCCAUUAACGUACAUACCAUAUGAUCCGAAUCAAGUACUCGGCGUGAGUGGCAGUUACAUGGGCAAUUCCCAAUUGGUGCAGAGACCUGGCCCGAAUGUACAAGCGUCGGCUAAUAGCUAUUAUAGCGCGACUUCAGCUGACGUGUUUCCCGGGUCUCAAACAGGUUUUUAUCAACCUGGAGGCGCUACGCAACAGACCGGAACUCAUUACGGACUCCAAGGAUUCGGUCAGCACAGUCAGAGCUUGGCAACUGGUAGUGCCACACCUGUCGGACUCCAAAACUUCAGCUCCGGCUUCUUGUCUAGCUCAGGUCUACAGAUCGCAGCGGCCGCGGCCGCUCAGCAAUUUCGCAAUCCGACCGGAGGACUUCCUGGACCGGGAAAUACGGGGCCUAAUUUUCUCAGCAAACAUCAACCACAAGAGCAACCCAGACAAUUGAAGAGUCCAUCGGGAAACCAGCAAGACGUUCUAGCAUCAGUCUUUAGCUCUACGCCUCAAAUUCCAUCUCCCAAGUCUAGAAGCUGCAAACAACAAUCGUCUUCUCAACAGUCGCAACCAAGUCCGACGCAGCAUCACAAAUAUCAGCAAUAUCAAGGCGUUAGUCAAUCAGCUCUGUUGUAUGAAAUGUCUCUACAGGUAUUGCAACAAAAUAUACGCGGCAUGGGCAUGCCACCGCGCGGUGGAAUCCAACCGUCUCAACAAAGAUACCCGCCACCGAUUCAACGACCGGUCGUUCCGUUCACGCCCGGCCCGAAUCCGAACAAUCCCACCCAACAGCAGCAACCUAACUGCAUGCCCUCCCAGCAACAGCAACAACAAACUCAAAUCAACCGUCACAGACCGAAUCUGCAUCAGCAGCAGCAGCAACAGCAACAACAACGAAACAUGAAGAUGCAACAACAAUAUUACUCUACUCAAGGAAACGUCAAAAUGGACGCGAACGAAAAAACGGAUUCACACAAUGAUAAAAUCAACGACGGUAGCUCCGGUGCACAACAAGGAGGCGCCAAACCGAGUGUAAACUCGCAAGACAAUGACAAUAAGGAAGAAGUGAAUCAACAAAACGAGUGAAUUGUGAAAAAAGAACAUUCAGUCCACCAUUUGAAACAAAAUAUAUAUAUAUAUAAUUAACGAUCACACAUACACACAUAUAUAUACAUAUAUAUAUAUAUACAUAUACAUAUAUAUAUGCAUAUAUAAUGGUACGACGUUGAUCGGAAGGUAAAUGAUAAUGAUCAUGAACUUAUCGUACAUGUGGAGCGAAUGGUAGCUCGAGAUUGGUAUUAUGUAUUACUGUCAAUUUAAAGCAGCUUGCGAGCUUGAAAUUCGUAACUUCGAUUGCAUCGACCACGUUUCGUUUUGAUUAAUAAUUUGAUCGUGACGUGUAUCGAAACGAAGGAAUAAUUAUAGGUGACAUUUGUUACAUACAUACCGAUGCUUCUCCGAAUUAACAAUUAUAGAAACACGUGUUAUCUUUUCAUAAAUUUCGAACAAUGAGAUUGCUUUUGUCGAACGUUUCACCUUCGUUUGAAAAUCGUGAAAGGGGUGCAAGAAUGCCCGAGCAUGUGUAGGAUAAAAUGCUGCUUGGCAAGAAGAUGGAACUCAAUCGAUUUCCACGAGACUGAUUGAUCCAAAAAAGAGAAAAAAGAAGAAAGCAAUCAUUGAUUUCCUCAACGACGGGGAUACCAACAACAUAUUCAGUUGAUGAAGAGAGAAGGAAGUUAAAAGGACUAGACUGACGCGCACAACGUAUAUAACUCUAAUCGAUAUCGAUCGAUCAUCCUAACCGAUUAACUGCGUUUAUCAACUACUAUGAAGAUUAAUGAAUGUGCACAAGACUUAUGUUUCUGUAUGUGAACACGACGACGGUCUGUGGUAUACGAUAAAGCCAGAUUUCUCGUGAGACUUGCCUCGAGAAAAGUAUUGCACGAUCGUUGCAAUUAUUCGCAGAGCAUCACUUUAAAAGAAAAUAAGGAAAACGGAAACAAAACGACAAAGAAGACUGUUGCGUAUAUCGAAAUUCCAACAAAAAAAUGGAAAAAAGGAAAAGGAACGAAAAAAUACAUUAAGAAUUAUAUCCGUGCGGCGAUUCAUCGUCGUAUAGAUCUGCAUGAUGUUGUCCCUCUAAAUACGAUAUGGCAAGUAAAAAAGAGUUCAUGUACAUUAUUCGUUUAUUAAUAUACUGUGAGGUCAUGAGAAAGCUUGUGAAAAAAAUAAAUAGUGCAACAAUUGUUUAUAGUACUGAAUGUAUUAUCAUGACCUAGCCACUCUCGGAAAGAGUAUCAAUGAUUAGGGGAAAAAAAUGUAAUGAUAACGAGGAGUGUUUUGCUUGCAGAAAUACGAAAUGCGCUCGAUUUCUUCGCGUGUAGUAAUAUUUCGCUAGUAAUAUCUCACAACACUGUUUGUCGCAACGUACACGUCGUACAAAAAA
Messenger RNA from Ceratina calcarata, 9947 nucleotides. It is a transcript of the gene nocte, whose product is annotated as no circadian temperature entrainment. Lineage: Eukaryota; Metazoa; Arthropoda; Insecta; Hymenoptera; Apidae. The transcript has 19 exons. The record is from RefSeq and is a predicted model, not a curated record. Bases 530 to 8587 code for a protein of 2685 amino acids. Gene Ontology annotation, biological process: cell differentiation.